This is a messenger RNA of Colletotrichum aenigma, 1401 nucleotides long. It is a transcript of the gene ght2-0, whose product is annotated as High-affinity glucose transporter ght2. Gene Ontology annotation, cellular component: membrane. Lineage: Eukaryota; Fungi; Ascomycota; Sordariomycetes; Glomerellales; Glomerellaceae. The transcript has 7 exons. Gene Ontology annotation, biological process: transmembrane transport; carbohydrate transport. The record is from RefSeq and is a predicted model, not a curated record. The coding region runs from base 1 to 1401 and encodes 466 amino acids. Gene Ontology annotation, molecular function: carbohydrate:proton symporter activity.
AUGUUGGCCCAAAUCAAGAAUGAUCCCCUCUACCAGGACCUCAACUGGCGCCUGAUGCUCAUCGGCUGCGUCGCCAACCUCGGCGCGAUGGGGUUCGGCUUCGACAAUGGCUGGUGGGGUGGUGCGCUCGGCCUAUCGCAGUUCCAAAAGAAGUACGGCGAAUAUGACGACGCUCUCGGCCGGUACGCGAUCCCCGCUACGAAGACGUCUGUCGGAACGGGUACGGGUUCGGCUGGUAUCAUCAUCGGAUGCAUCCUCGCGCCCUUUGUCACUUCGAGAUUUGGUCGCAAGAAGUCCUUCUUGGUCAUCUCUGCUCUGAUGGGCACCGGCGUUGUGCUUGAGUCGUCUGCAGUUACGUCCUUCUGGCAAUUGGUGGUUGGGAGAAUUAUGGUCUAUGCGGGCAUGGGCCUAGCAUCGAACCUGACGCCCAUGUACCUCUCCGAGUGCUCUCCUCCGAGGAUUCGAGGUGCCUUUCUGGCACUCUACAGCUUCUUCCUCUCUUUCGGUGUCUUCAUGGCUGCGAUUGCAGUCUAUUUGUCGCGCACUAGGAAUGAUCAAUGGCAGUACCUAAUUGUGAUCUUGUGCCAGCUCUUCGUCCCAUUGGGCUACGUCGUCAUGAAGCUUUCGAACCACCCCGAGACGAUCGCACAAGAGGUACAGCUCCUCAAAAUCCAAGUCGAGGAGCAGCGCGAGCUGCACAAGGCCACAUCUCUGAAUGACUGCUUUAAGGGCGUAAAUCUGCGUCGCACAAUCAUUGCUAUGAGCCAGCUUGGAUUCCCCGACUCCCUGCGAACGAACGUUAUGGUCACCGGAUGCGGUUUCGCGGUGCAUUUCAUCACGUUCUUGACUUUUGAUAAACUCGGCCGUCGACGAUCGCUCUCUCUGGGCGCGGUGCUGCUUGCUGGCAUGAUGCUUGGUACUGGCGCCGCGACUGCAACUGGGUCUGCUGGUCACUAUUCUUCGGCGGUUGCCAAGGCUGCCGCCGCUCUGCUUAUCCUUUGGUACUCGAUCUACGGAAUCACCUGGGGCCCUGGCUGCUGGGUUGUCGCCGGAGAAAUCGGCACCGGCCAGCUCAGAGAAAAGACUCUGUUCCUGACUUCAAUGGGCAGUUUCCUCACAUCGGUACCGAUCAACUUCGUCAACCCCUACGUUCAGGCCAAGCUUGGCGGCGGUGUCACAUUCAUUUACGGUGCCUUCUCGGUUGUCGCAGCCAUCUGGGUGUUCCUGAUGGUUCCCGAGACCAAGAACCGCUCGCUUGAGGACUUGGAUGAGAUGUUCCAGGCCAACGUUAAGACGAGAGAGUUCAAGAAGUACGUGUCGACUGGCCUGGGUGCCCAGAUCACCAUGGCGGAGGAUAAGGGUGCCAAGAAGAUGGAGCUUGAGCAGGAGGAGGAUGCGUAG